AGGGAUUGUCCGUGUUUUCAAUCCGGGACUCCUCCUGGAUGAUGAAGUCACGCAGCUUCUCCUACUGUACAGUGAAGCGCGCGAGAGACUGAACAUAACGCACAUAACGGUCCAUACUCAAGACACUGACCGCAUCUUCACAAAAAUCGAGUUCAUGGGCUAUUUUCGCCGUGUUUGACACUUGAAACUCGCAAGAAAUCAGAGACUGUAUAUUAUGGAAGGCCAUUGAUUCCAUAAACAUGGCCAUUGAACAAACAUGGGAAGAAAAACUUGAGACAAGAAGUGGAGUUUGGUAGAAAUACACACCAUGGCUGCCCAUCGCAUUCGAUCCGCGAACAACAACACUGUGCUCCCUCGGUGCAGAUCUGAGGGUGCACUUAUUGAUCUCAGUGAAGGAGUGCCAGAGGCCACCCUUACAGAUUUUAAAGUGCCUUCAUCUAGUGCCUUACGACUGGAUGCUACUGCCUCAUUUGGAGCUGUCAGGGAAGUGAUUGCCAUUAAGGAUUACUGUCCAUCCAGCUUUACCACACUCAAAUUCUCAAAGGGAGACUGUCUUUAUGUUAUAGACACAUCGGGUGAAGAGUGGUGGUAUGCACACAACAGUAAAGAGAUGGGAUAUAUCCCAGCUGCUUAUGUCCAGCCGAUCAAUUAUCGAGAUUCCACAUUCAGUGAUAGCGGCAUGAUUGACAGCCUAAGUGACAUUUCUGAGGGGGUGAGAGAAAUGGAUAUCUCGGGGGAGUGGACAGGGUCCACCAAAAUCACAGAAUCUAAUAAUGACCAUCCUUUUGUUAAUAAACGGAUGUCAACUAACCCUUUCCUAAAUGGCACGCUGCAAGGCGCCCCUGACCAAAACAGCAACCAGAAUUCAGCAAGUGCUUUGUGUUUAGAUAAUCUCUCACCUCCCAUCUCAAACACCAGCAGCACAAUUAAUAUUAAUGGCUUUGAAAGUGGGCUACUUGACACACACAGUAUUAGCCCUGGCUCAGGGAUUGGCCUAAAUCUUCGCAGGGACAAUCCGUUUUUUAGGAGUAAGCGUUGCUACAGCAUGUCAGAACUGUCUGUCCUACAGUCCCUGUCUGAUGGGAAUCAAGGUUCCUUGAGUUUUUUUGGUGGCUUGAAGUCACCUAAACCUGAGCAUUUUCAAAGUAGAGAGGAUUUCAAAACGGCAUGGCUAAAUCACCGUAAACUUACACGAUCCUGCCAUGACCUGGACUCCAUUGGACAAAACCCAGGUUGGGGGCAAACCCAGCCAAUAGAGACUAAUAUUGUGUGCAAACUGGACAGUUCUGGUGGUGCCGUGCAGCUACCAAAUACCAGUAUCAGUAUAUAUAUUCCUGAGGGUCACGUUGCACCGGGUGAGACUCAGCAGAUAUCGCUGAAGGCCCUUCUGGAUCCACCAUUGGAGCUUAACAACGAUAGAUGUACUACCGUAAGUCCAGUGGUAGAAGUAAAACUCAGUAACAUGGAAACCAAAACCCCGGUCACUUUAGAGAUGAAGGUGUCUGUUGUAGUAAAGAUAGAGAGCCGCAAAACCACAGAGGUGGUGUGUGUGAGAAGCGACUUCAAGGAAGGUCCGUAUGUCCCGAUUCCACAUGUAUACAUGUAUGGAGACACAGUUCAAGUAACUCUGGACAAUUUAGAGCCUUGCAUGUAUGUCUCUGUAGUUGCCCAAGCACAAACGUUGGCCCCAUACAACACAGUCUGGGAACAUGUCGUAAAAAAGGUCACUCUUGGGGUAUACGGGCCAAAACACAUUCACCCAUCCUUCAACACAGUAGUGGCCAUUUUUGGCCAUGACUGCGCCCCAAAGACGUUGCUAGUGAGCGAUGUAAAAAAGCACUUACAGUCAACUCCACCUGUCGUCCUCCAGCUCUGGAGAAAGCACCAGUUUGUACUAACAAAACCUCAAGACCUUCAGGUUGGCAUGUAUUCAAACAUGUCCAAUUUUGAUGUGAGAGCCAAUGAACAGGCAAGAACCGUGAGGGGAUUUCAGAUCAAACUUGGCAAAGGGGCCCGCCUCAUCUACAUGAUCGCAGCACACGAUUCAACUGACAUUUCAGACUUUACUUUGCGUAUUCAGGUCAAGGAUGAUAAGGACUGUAUCUUGGCCCAGUUUUGCGUUCAGACCCCAACCCCACCACCAAAAACAAGCAUAAGAAGCUCCGUUCAAAGGCGCUUCCUCAAGAAAAAGGAAGUAAACAAAAUCAUACUGUCUCCUCUUGCAGCGACCACAAAGUACCCUGUGUUUCAGGACAGACUAGUCAAAAACCUAAAAUUUGCUAAGCUUCUAAAAACUGUUGUAAGACAGCCCAAAAGCCUGUAUUUGCUAGAGUAUCUUAAAAGCGACGUAAUGGCUCUUUUGAGCGAGGAAAAAAUUAAACUUAAAGGACAUCUAUGGACCAAAGAGUGGUACAUCGGAUACUACCAUGGAAGAAUUGGGUUGGUGCAUGCAAAAAACAUUCUAAUCAUGGGAAAAGUGAAACCUGUUCAUUUCAAAGGGCCUGAUCUUACAACUACAAUCCUUUUAGAGCAGAUCCUAAAGCCCUGCUUGUGCCUGACGUACAUCUACGCAUCAGUGAGGACAAUACUGAUGGAAAACGUGGCGAGUUGGAGAGUGUUUGCUGACACUUUGGGUUACGUCAAUCUGCCUCUGACACAUUUCUGUCGGACAGAGCCAGAAAGUGAGCCUGAAAAGGUGGCUUCUGUUCUUGAGAAGCUUAAGGAAGACUGCAAUGCAGCUGAGGGCAAGGAGAGGAAGUCUUUCCAGAAGGAACUCAUGAAGGCUCUUCUGAAGAUGGACUGUCAGGGCCUGGUGGCACGGCUGGUCAUGGACUUUGUGCUGUUAACUACAGCGGUGGAGGUGGCGGGUCGCUGGAGGGAGCUUGCUGAGAGACUCGCUAAAGUGUCCCGGCAGCAGAUGGAAGCAUAUGAAGCUCCACACAGAGACAGCAGGGGACAACUGGAAAGUGAGGCCAUGUGGAAACCUGCCUUUGACUUCCUCGUCACAUGGGCAGCCCAGAUCGGGGACAGUUACAGGGAUGUGAUUCAGGAACUUCACACUGGAUUGGACAAAAUGAAGAACCCCAUUACCAAGCGCUGGAGGCACAUCACAGGCUCCCUCAUGCUUGUCAACUGUCUGGAUCUCCUACGGAGCACUGCUUUCAGCCCCUGCUCUCAAGAUGACUGUGCCAUAUAAAGACUGCCUACAUCACCUGACUUUUACAAGACCCAGAUACACCU
Sinocyclocheilus grahami is the source of this 3240-nucleotide messenger RNA. It is a transcript of the gene sh3bp4, whose product is annotated as SH3-domain binding protein 4. NCBI's taxonomy places the organism in Eukaryota, Metazoa, Chordata, Actinopteri, Cypriniformes, Cyprinidae. Bases 308 to 3196 code for a protein of 962 amino acids. The transcript has 6 exons. Gene Ontology annotation, molecular function: protein binding. The record is from RefSeq and is a predicted model, not a curated record. Gene Ontology annotation, cellular component: cytoplasm.